AUGAUCCGAAGAAUGACAGUUUUGUUCGUUAUCUUCCUCCUGCACAAGCACGUAGUUGUGGUGUUUGGGUCUGAUCCUGAUCCAGUGCAAGACUUCUGCAUCCCCAACAACAUAACAGCCUUAUCAUCAUCAUCAUCGUUCCCCAUCAUCCACCACCCUUGCAAGAACUCAUCGCUUGCGACAGUAGAAGAUUUUGUGUUUUCGGGGAUCAAAAGGAGCCCAAAAGUGGGGAAAUCUGAGUUCGCAUCCAUCCCUGUGAGCUCCACUGUUUUCCCAGGACUGAACACGCUGGGCAUGUCAUUCGUGCGCGCUGAUUUCGGGGUUGGAGCCGUGAAUGUGCCGCAUUUUCAUCCAAGAGCAACCGAGGUGGCGUUCGUGUUGCGGGGCAAGAUUUAUUCGGGCUUUGUGGAUUCCGGCAACCGGGUGUUCGCCAAGGUGAUUGAAGAAGGUGAGGUGAUGGUGUUCCCAAGAGGGUUAGUCCAUUUCCAGAUGAAUGUUGGAGAUGAACCUGCUACUAUUCUGGGAAGCUUCAACAGCCAAAAUCCAGGUCUGCUUAAAAUCCCCAACGCUGUGUUUGGAGCUGCGGAUGAGAUCGAACAAGGGCUUUUGGAGAAGGCUUUUGGAUUGAGUUCCAAGGAGAUCAGAAAUAUGAGGAGGAAGAUCAUUGCCUCCACUGGGGCUUCAUGAGAGAGUGGACUGAGGAGAGGAAUGAAUAUUCAUUACAUAUAUAGGGCAUGUACUAAGAUGAGGGGUCUCAACUUUGAUGAAUGACAAAGGUGGAGACCACUUUAGACUCUGUAGUGCCUUACCAUACCACCAAGCCAUCUUAACCUUGAGAGAGAGAGAGAGAGAGAGAUGUCAGAUCAAGCUUUCGAAAAUGACAAUAAUUCUUGAAAUAUUGAUUUA
Diospyros lotus (date-plum) is the source of this 906-nucleotide messenger RNA. RefSeq names its product germin-like protein subfamily 3 member 2. The record is from RefSeq and is a predicted model, not a curated record. The transcript has a single exon. Lineage: Eukaryota; Viridiplantae; Streptophyta; Magnoliopsida; Ericales; Ebenaceae. Gene Ontology annotation, cellular component: cell wall. Bases 1 to 687 code for a protein of 228 amino acids. Gene Ontology annotation, molecular function: manganese ion binding.